This is a messenger RNA of Soboliphyme baturini, 623 nucleotides long. Lineage: Eukaryota; Metazoa; Nematoda; Enoplea; Dioctophymatida; Soboliphymatidae. The record is from the annotation of a GenBank genome assembly.
AUGUAUUCUUCUGACGAUGGCGAAUUAAUAGAUUCAGAACCAGAUGCUAAACCAACUAUUAAAAGCUCUGUCCAACAAGUAAAGGUUGAUAACGAUGCCGAGGAGAAAGAAGCGCUGUUGAGGGCUCGGCUGCUCGCGAGGCAGGCAGAGAAGGGUAAAUCUUCUAAGCACACCACCGAGCGUCAUCAUCACAAGAAAAGGAAACGGCAUCGAACUCCAGACAGCCAUGAAAAGAGCAGCAGCGGCGAAGUUUUGCCUGGGACUCAUGGACGCUCACAUCGGAAGUUUCCACUUCCACUGGAUCGAGAAGAUUCGAUUAGCGACGACGAAAAGCUGCUCGGCAUCAAGGUGAACAGUGAACCGAUGCCGUUGGGGAACAUCAAGGCAGAACCAUCCUCUCGGAGGCACAGAAAGAAGCCUCGAAGUAAAUCCAAGGUCUACAAAGAAGCACACAAGGCUUAUCGCCGCGAUGGCCAUGGCUGCAACAAAGACUAUUACAGAGAUUCAUCUAAAAAGGACGGAAGUGGAGACGACUGGAGGAAAACGUUAACGUUUUCCGAAGAAUUAGACAAUUUGCCAAGCUCUAACAAAAGUUUUGACCGACUUCAUGGAGAUCGGUAAUG